This is a messenger RNA of Protopolystoma xenopodis, 201 nucleotides long. The record is from the annotation of a GenBank genome assembly. Lineage: Eukaryota; Metazoa; Platyhelminthes; Monogenea; Polystomatidea; Polystomatidae.
AUGCAAAGCGGGCGGGUGUCAGGUGAGGUGGGGAAGGUGAGUACGGGUGCGAGGGCGUCCCAUGCGGAUCGAGGAGAGCGCAAUGCAAUAGCGUUUUCAUUUGGCCCACUUUUGCAAGCAAAAGCUGAUCACACUCCACGAUCGGGUAUGCCAGGCUUCACAUGGGCACAUUCUUGGCCGCCGCAUGCCCAACCGGCCUGA